AUGUCAACAGAUGCAGUGACACCUUACUGCAUAUGGUAUCCUGAUGUAGCCACAGAAGAGACAUAUCGCGAAUUAUCUCGGCGGUAUCCAAGGAUGCGGCAUCAAGUUGGAAGAGCUUGCGCAGUGGCAGGUUAUAACAGGCUAUACGACGAGCUCCAACUGCUUCCGGACGUCUGCAUCGCGGAAGAGGCUGAAGAUAACAACAACGCCUACAUCCGAGACGCUAUCUCAAGCAAGCAAGUGAGAUACGCCGUUAUGAAUGACUACACAAGGACCAUCAACAUCGAUGCACCGAGAGCCAGCGCGAAUCUUAACGGGGACACGGCGGUCAGGUCGUCUCUGGAAAAGAAACACGGAUUUGAUUUCCUUGAAGAUUCCAGCCAUUACUUCGACAUACAAGAGGAUCGCCACGUACGCCCUUUGUAUUGGCGUGGCCCUGAGCAUACAGCUCUGCCGAGCAAGUAUUCAGACCUGACGUACAAGCCACUAACCCCUGAUAUACCGCCUGUCAACAAGGAUAUCCUCAUUCUGAUAGCUGCUUGGGAUGGAAACAUUGAUCGCUAUUCACGUCUAAGGCGCCCGAAAACUAUCAACAACGAGAUCUCGGCCGUCAUUCGCGGAGCAUAUCAUCACACCCCCUUUGCGAGAUGGUUGGAUGGCUGCCUGGACGAUCUGUUUGCUGACAAGUCGGAAAGCAUGCCAAUCCGACAAGCCAUAAACGCCCGGUUCAUAAUGAAUGAUGAUUUGUCCAGAGCAGACAGGUUUACGCACGGCAAUACCCUUCCGGAGUUUUUCUGGUGGCCUCGCUGUCCCCAUGAAGACACGCUAAAGGAGUUCGCAUGGCGACGGCCUGACAUGAAACACCAAACAGCCCUGGCGUGUAUCGUUGGCCAGUAUCGACAUCUAUUUGAUGAGCUGAUAGCCGACUUGGAACCCACUCAGGGCUUAUUGGAAGUUGCUUACCAGUGUCCAGAUGAGCACUAUCGAAAGCAAGUCAACCGGUGCGCAGAGGCGCGCGGGGUAGAGUUUUACUCCAUCAGAGGAGUCGACGGCUGGGACGGACAUCAUUGGGCGAGAAGCAGGAAGCACCUUCAGCCCCGUAAAGAGAUAUACCCCCCCUUUCUUCCCUUCUACCUUUUCUUCUUUGCAGUUUGCUGCCUGGAGGUGCACCUUGUUGACUGCUGUAUGACUCUGACGGGGAAAUAUAUAGAGGGUUAUAGUGUAACCUCUAUAGCUAGCCUAUAG
Messenger RNA from Colletotrichum aenigma, 1245 nucleotides. RefSeq lists its product as uncharacterized. The record is from RefSeq and is a predicted model, not a curated record. The transcript has 2 exons. NCBI's taxonomy places the organism in Eukaryota, Fungi, Ascomycota, Sordariomycetes, Glomerellales, Glomerellaceae. Bases 1 to 1245 code for a protein of 414 amino acids.